AUGGCGACGUUGCUGUCUUGUGCGUCUUGCUCCCUGGAAAAAACGAAUUUGCUCAAAUGCUCAAGAUGCAAGUCUGUUUUCUACUGCAGUAAGGAAUGCCAAAAGUUACAUUGGAAAGCUCACAAACCUAUCUGUAAGCCAAUCCAGAAGUUACCAACACCAAAUUUGAAGUCAAAGUUUCCACAACCACCUAAGAAAGACUCACAAAGCCUAGCAGCAUUUGUUUGUAGUUCUUUAAAAGAAGAAUAUAUCAGUGUAAUUGAUGACCUCUUCGAAGACGAAGAGGCAAUAAACAUAUUGGAAGAUGUAAAAAAGCUUCACACCUCAGGAAUUUUCCAAGAGGGGCAGCUGAGCGGAGGAAAAACAGCUUCUGAUGAUGAACAGAAAUUCAUAGAAAAUAGAAUACGAGGAGAUGAAAUAACUUGGCUGGAAGGAAACGAAAAACAUGUUCCGAACAUUGUGAAGUUGAUAGAGUUUGUUGAUAGCUUGGUUAUGUCUUGUUGCGAGUUGCCCGGUGGACUCAAUGGGUAUCACAUUGAGGGGCGUGCCAAAGCUAUGGUAGCUUGUUACCCGGGCAACGGGACAGGUUACACGAGGCAUGUGGACAAUCCUGAUGGAGAUGGUCGUUGCCUCACUGUUAUAUAUUAUCUUAACCAGGGGUGGGGUGAGGACAAGGGUGGAAAGUUGAGAAUUUAUCGAGAAAAACAUCACAUUGAUGUUGAACCUGUUCUUAAUAGGUUGCUAAUGUUUUGGUCUGAUGGUCGAAAUCCCCAUGAGGUUUUACCAGCCCACUGUACCAGGUAUGCUAUUACUAUAUGGUAUUUUGAUGCUGAGCAAAGACGUAAAGCCAAACAGCAUCAUAGUUUUAAUGAUAUGGGACAUCUUGAAGCAGAAUUUGCCUUGAUGGAUGUUGAAGCUAAGAGAAAAGAGAGAGAUUUAGCAGAAAAGAAGCUUAGGGAAGAAUCUGAGAAAUUGGUGAAAAACUUACUCUCUGAUGAGGACUUGGAUGCUUUGUCUGCUCUGGUUAGACAUCAUCCUAACCCUAAUGAAGUACUCACUAGUCUUGGUAUUGAUAAGAGUGUACAGGAAGCUUUAUUAAAGCUACUAGUUGAAAGAUAA
Messenger RNA from Porites evermanni, 1119 nucleotides. The record is from the annotation of a GenBank genome assembly. NCBI's taxonomy places the organism in Eukaryota, Metazoa, Cnidaria, Anthozoa, Scleractinia, Poritidae.